GGGACCGUUUCUUGUACACCAUCAGAUAGACUACUGAUCCGUUCUAGCCCUUGUUCUCCAAUACAGAAAAAACUCAUUUGGCAACACGCAACACCCUUGAGUUCCCAUUUCCAUGGCGUCUGUCUCAGCUACUUGCCUUUGUCUCAGAGCUUCACCCUAUUCAUCCAACACCACCACCCAGGGAACUAGGAGAAUUUCUAGUACGAAACUGGUUUCCAUUCCAUGGAAAAACAGUGGCUUUCGCUCCUUCCGCAUUACUUGCGCCGCAAAGCCCGAGACAGUGCAGAAAGUAUGUGACAUUGUGAGAAAACAAUUGGCCUUGCCUCCAGAGACUGAGCUCACCCCGGCGUCCAAGUUCUCAGCACUCGGUGCUGAUUCACUUGACACGGUGGAGAUAGUGAUGGGGUUGGAGGAAGAAUUUGACAUUAGUGUGGAAGAAGAGAGCUCGGAGAACAUAACAACUGUUCAAGAGGCAGCUGAUUUGAUAGAGAAGUUGGUGCAAAAGAAGGCUGAAGCUUAAAAUCAUGAUUCCAAGCAAGUAGCAGAAUCAAAAGAGGGAUUGAAAUGAGUUGUGUCUUUCUAUGUUGUUACGGCUUUUACCUCCAUAUUGUUGUCUGAAAUUCUUAUUUCUGAAGCUUUUUAAUUCCAUAAUGAUUAUUUUUA
Messenger RNA from Rubroshorea leprosula, 663 nucleotides. The record is from the annotation of a GenBank genome assembly. Lineage: Eukaryota; Viridiplantae; Streptophyta; Magnoliopsida; Malvales; Dipterocarpaceae.